AGUAACAUUUACUACAAACCGGAAAUUCAGUGAUCUGAUGCAAGAUAGAGUGCGAAGCGUGCGAUAAUCGGUUUCUCUGAAAUUCAACGCAUUAACAGAUUUUUUUGUGACCCUUUGUUUUAACAAAUUACAUAAGUCAUGGCAGACGAAGACCUAAUGGCUUUUGACCCCACUAUGAAGAAAAAAAAGAAGAAGAAGAAGACUGGAUUUGACUUGGAUGCAGCUAUGGGAGAAGACAGUGGUUCAGCUGCUGAUGUACAACCCACACCUGCCCCAGCUCCAGUAGAGGAGGAGGAGGAAGAGAUGCCAGCAACACUGUCAGCACCAGAGAAAGUACCUGAUGAUUUCUCUAUGGAUUUUACAAGUAUGAAGAAAAAAAAGAAGAAGAAGAAGGCUUUUGAGUUAGACGAAGUGGGAGAUGCUUUACCUGAAACCACAGAAUCUGAGACUAUACAAUCAACAGUAGGUGAAGCAGAGUUUAAUGUUGAAGACUUGGAAUUUACGAAAAAGAAGAAGAAAAAGAAGAAGCCAGUUAAUAUUGAUGGAGGGGCAGAGGAUGGCCAAGAUGAUGAAGAACAGAUUGGUGACGAUUCUGGAUCACACACUGCUUGGGUUGGUUCUGACAGAGACUAUACAUAUGAUGAGCUUCUAACAAGAUUUUUUGACAAAAUGAGAGAGAAGAACCCAGACAUGAUAGCUGGAGAAAAGAAAAAGUUUGUUAUGAGACCCCCUCAAGUGCUUAGAGUUGGUACCCGAAAAACUUCUUUUGCAAAUUUUGCAGAUAUUUGUAGAUUGUUACACAGACAGCCUAAACACGUCCUCGCUUUCUUGUUAGCUGAGUUGGGUACAAGUGGCUCUGUUGACGGUAAUAACCAACUUAUAAUUAGAGGCAAAUACACCCAAAAGCAAAUAGAAAAUGUUCUCAGAAGAUAUAUCAAGGAGUACGUAACUUGUCAUACCUGCAGAUCUCGAGACACCUUACUGCAGAAAGACACACGUCUCUUCUUCCUUCAGUGUGAGACAUGUGGCAGUCGAUGUUCUGUUGCUAGUAUCAAAACAGGUUUUCAGGCAGUUACAGGCAAAAGAGCAGCCAUUCGUGCAAAGACGGCUUAGAAGAUUGGUUUUAUAUAGUGUUUUAUAUGUAAAUUUGACUGCGUGUUUGAAUGGUUUAGGCUGUUGUUUUUUUAUUUCACUAGUUACUUUCUCUCAGUGUCUGCUGCGAGCCGUGAGAGUCUACAAGCCACAUAUACCCGAGUGCAAUUUUGCUCAGUUGGUUGAUUGUUUCUCUUCAUCGCCUGGUGGGCAAGUGAAGUUUUUUUUUACCAUAGGAGUGUUUCUUUUUGUUUAGUUUGGUACAUGAUCUGUGAACCAUGGGUGUUUAAAGGUAAACACAAGAGAUGUGCACUCAGCUUGUGAGAGUUUUAUUAUCAAAUGAAACUGUGAAAGUAACUUGUUCCUGUGAUAGUGUACCAUAGCUAAGCUCAUGCUCUAAUGUAUGUAAGAACUAGUUGGUUCAUUGUAAAUUGGUUGAUGCAGUACUAUUUAAAGAAUAUUGGAAAUGGCAACUUUCAUUGUAAAUUUAGUUAUUUUGAAACCUUUUAGGGUUAAGCAAAGAUUCUUACAACAUGUUUUAUGCAGAGAUGGCUAUUGCAUUUAGACCAGUAUAUGUUGUGACCCACUGAUGAAAGUUUGGAUCAGUCAUAAAAACAGUAUGAAUGAAGUCUUGUUUGUAUGUAAAGUUAUUUGUAAAAUAGGAUGAUGGAACUGGAAUGUCAUACAUUUUUCUAAUUUUAUUUUUCUAAUUUUUUCAACAAUGUUAGUAAGGGAGGCUAGAAAUGUGUUGGUUUGUGCUGGAUGACUUCUUAAAGUGAUGGGUGUAUUUAUUUCUGUAUUUUAUUACUCUAUUCACUGACUGCAAGACAUGUUUAGUGUAUAAAUCUAAGUUUGGUGCUGUUCACCUUGACUUGGUUGGAUAUAGAUACUGAUAGAUGCUUGUAUCCAAGUUACACUUUGUCCUCAAGUUGAAGACUUGGUUGGAUAUAGAUACUGAUAGAUGCUUGUAUCCAAGUUACACUUUGUCCUCAAGUUGAAGACAGGUAUGUCCACAAGUGUGUUGCCAUGUGAAGGCAGGGCAACAAGAGAACUCAUUUCCCCAGUAGUAUUUUAAGAUUUUCAACAACAGAUUUUUAAGGUUUGGGUGAAAAUCUUUAUAUUAAAAAAUCAUUUUCAUGUCUGUGUGAAUGAUGCAGUGUACUUUUCUUUUUGGUUGGGGGGAAAUGAUUUGUCUAAUGAUGUAUAUUAAAUGCUAUCAAAUUAUUUC
Physella acuta is the source of this 2320-nucleotide messenger RNA. RefSeq names its product eukaryotic translation initiation factor 2 subunit 2. Gene Ontology annotation, molecular function: translation initiation factor activity; mRNA binding; translation initiation factor binding. Gene Ontology annotation, cellular component: eukaryotic translation initiation factor 2 complex. Gene Ontology annotation, biological process: formation of translation preinitiation complex; translational initiation. The record is from RefSeq and is a predicted model, not a curated record. Lineage: Eukaryota; Metazoa; Mollusca; Gastropoda; Physidae.